ACCCAGAAUAGCUACAACCUCCUUGACUCUUAUCAGCCUAUUUAACAAGUACAACCCUAGUGAUGAAGCACUUGUGCUCUUGAAAGAAAGGUCACAAGUUCAAAUCUCUUAAGAAGAUUGCUGGUAUCAAGAUCCUUUCCUUUCCUAACAACGCCCGAGACUCUGUGGAGGAUUUAGGUAACACCAGAAGAUCAAACACAGCGGCAAGUGCGAGACUCUGUGGAGGAUUUAGGUAACACCAGAAGAUCAAACACAGCGGCAAGUGCGAGUAAGUCGAGACUCGAGGGGAACAUCCAUAAUACUAAAGCGUGUACCUAGGUUAUUGUUUUAUUCCCAGGUAUAUCGUGUAUGAAAAGGAGGGCAUUCAUGCAUGAUUAGCAUGAUGAUCAUAUAUGAACUUGAGGAAGCUGAACUCUCAAAAGGGUAUUUUUAGAUCUGAAUCUGUAAGUACAGCUGAGUUCUUGUUUUGUGGGUAUACCCCAAAAUGGGUGUGGAAGCAAUGAUAGCAGUCGGGAUAGUCUGGGGUACCACGAAUGCAUUGAUCAAGAGGGGUACCCUCAUCUCUGAACAGCACAAAAACGAGAGACGGAAGAAAUCCUUACCACUUUCCAAUGAGGGCUCGAGAUUUGAUUGGUUAGUCAACUACAUUGAAGAGUGGGUAAGUCUUCUCUGUGUGUGGCAAUACUCUAUUCCAUUCAUAAUCAAUUUGUCAGCCUCAGCUGGAUUCUUUCUCAUAUUGGGGGAUAGCCCAAUCUCCUUAGCAGUGCCUGUAACCAAUGCAGUCACUUUUGCAGCAACUGCUGUAGCAGGAUUAGCCCUCGGUGAGACCAUGCAUCUUCUGCACACUCUCCUGGGUCUGCUGCUUACUUUAUCUGGUGUUUGGUUAUGUAUCACUUCCUCAUAGGUAAUUUCUGUUUGUUUUAAGUGGUUUAUAGUUACUUUUUUUUGGGUUGGCUUCAUGAAACAUUGAGCAUGUAUGAGAGCAUGCGAAAGAAGGAACGGGAAUUUAGAGAUGCACAAAUGCCUGCAUAUUUCUCUCAUUUGUUGCUCAUUUGUGUCAUAAUGUUGAUUUAGGGCAUAGAAAUCUCUCGUGCCCAAAUCAUUGAUAUGAUUCCUUUCUGUUGCCUCUCAUUCAUAUUACAUUGUCAGUGUGAUUUGUGAUCAAAGAUCUCUGUUUUCGUAUAGCUUAUUGAAUGUAUGUGACUAGUUGCUA
Cryptomeria japonica (Japanese cedar) is the source of this 1213-nucleotide messenger RNA. RefSeq lists its product as uncharacterized. The transcript has 2 exons. NCBI's taxonomy places the organism in Eukaryota, Viridiplantae, Streptophyta, Pinopsida, Cupressales, Cupressaceae. Bases 485 to 904 code for a protein of 139 amino acids. The record is from RefSeq and is a predicted model, not a curated record.